GGGGCCGUGCUGAGCUCCUCCACACCGCCCCUUUUCUCCCUUCCAGACCUCCGGCGCUGCUACGGCGGCAGCCGCACGCAGGAGGCGGCGGUGCGGGAGCGGCGGUGCCAGGAGGCGGCGCUGGGCGCUGAGGGCUCCCCGGCCCCUCUGCUGCUCAGGACGAGGCGGAUCGCGCAGAACGCGCUGCUGAAGGCGGCUCCGUACAGCAGCUGCUGCAGGAGGACGGGGGCGGAUGGAAGCGGUGUGAGAGCAGGAAGGACCCGAAUGGGGCCGAGCGUUGCCCCCACAGCCGUGAAGGAGCGCAGAGAUGCAGUGGAGGCCACGGCUGCAGUUCUGCUGCCCGGACGCUGUGAGGCAGCAGUGGAUUCCACCCACGCCCAGCAGGGCGGUCUGAGGGGGGCUCAGCCGUCGCCACCCCCAAAUCAGCCCACAGCUGUCAGCCCCACACGGCGCCAGGAGCUGCAGCGAUACCUGCAGCUGCGGAGCGCCGGAUGGAUCCAGGACCCCUCUGGGAAGUGGGUGAAGGAUGAGAACGCCGAGUUUGACUCUGAUGAGGAUGAGCCCCCAGCGCUGCAGCCCACCUGAGGUGCCCAUCCUCCAGGGCUGCCCCCAGCCCCACUGCUGUGAGAAUGGGGCAGCUGGAGACGAAGGGGUGUGCGGGUCCUGUGGAAAUACAGCCUGGCGCUGCAGGGAUCCGGCA
Molecule: messenger RNA, 700 nt
Organism: Meleagris gallopavo (turkey)
Lineage: Eukaryota; Metazoa; Chordata; Aves; Galliformes; Phasianidae
Source: RefSeq, a predicted model, not a curated record